Sinocyclocheilus rhinocerous is the source of this 2661-nucleotide messenger RNA. RefSeq names its product regulation of nuclear pre-mRNA domain-containing protein 1B-like. Lineage: Eukaryota; Metazoa; Chordata; Actinopteri; Cypriniformes; Cyprinidae. Gene Ontology annotation, molecular function: RNA polymerase II complex binding. The coding region runs from base 116 to 1111 and encodes 331 amino acids. The transcript is spliced from 8 exons. The record is from RefSeq and is a predicted model, not a curated record. Gene Ontology annotation, biological process: mRNA 3'-end processing.
CCGCGGUAUUUUGUAUUUCAGGGGUUUCCGCGUGCGUUUUGCCAUAUUGAAGUUAAAUCCAGAUAAGGCGACAAAAACUGCUGACAGAGUUGUUCGGUGAGAGAGAGCGGUCAGCAUGUCGUCUUUCUCCGAGUCUGCGCUGGAGAAGAAGCUGUCUGAACUGAGUAACUCGCAGCAGAGCGUUCAGACUCUGUCUCUGUGGAUCAUUCAUCACCGCAAACAUGCAUCCUUCAUCGUGCGCGUGUGGCACAGAGAACUGAAGAAAGCUAAACGCAGCAGGAAGUUGACGUUCCUGUAUCUGGCUAAUGACGUGAUUCAGAACAGUAAGAAAAAGGGUCCCGAGUUCGCCAAAGACUUUGAGGGCGUCCUGGUUGAUGCCUGCUCACACGUGGCCAGAGAUGGAGAUGAUGGUUCUAAGAAGCAGAUGGAGAGGUUGCUGAACAUCUGGCAGGAGCGAAGCCUCUACCGUUCAGACUUCAUCCAGCAGCUCAAACUGGCUAUUGAGGACUCAGACAGUCCCAAACACAAGCCCGCAGUAGAUGAUAGAAAAAAUUUAAAGAGAAGCUACCAGAAGGUCCAGGAGGAAGAGGAGGAGGAAGAUGAUGAUUAUAGAGGUCACUAUUCUCCCCAGGAGACGGACGCAGCCGCUCCACAACUGACGGAGGAUCUGGUGAAAGCGCUGCAGGAUCUCGAGAACGCUGCGUCCGGUGACGCUGCCGUGAGACAGAAGAUCGCAUCCCUUCCACAGGAAGUGCAGGAUGUUUCUCUUCUGGAGAAGAUCACAGAUAAACAGGCGGCAGAUAAGCUGUCAAAGACGGUGGACGAGGCCUGUCUGCUGCUGGCUGAGUACAACGGACGCCUGGCCGCUGAGUUAGAGGACCGGAGACAGCUGGCCCGAAUGCUGACAGAAUACAUCCAGAGCCAGAGAGAUGCGCUCAACGAGAGGGAGAAGAAGCUGGAGGAGUACAAGCAGAAACUGGCUCGCGUCACACAAGUGAGGAAGGAGCUCAAGUCUCACAUCCAGAGUCUUCCAGACCUUUCUCUCCUACCGAACGUCACCGGCGGCCUCGCUCCUCUCCCGUCUGCUGGAGAUCUGUUUUCCACCGAGUGAACAUCUCUAUGAGACUCACAGUCCUGUACGAUCAGACACUGGGUUCCUCCUCACUGACAGUAACAUCAGUAAUGGAGCGAGUGAUGAAGAUCUGCUUUCACACGUUUGUUUUUCAUUAGUUCUCAUGUCAGCUAAACCUCACGGAGAUCAAACCCGCCAGUCGAUCCGUCGUUAAACCGGACUCAAAGUGUGGAGCUUUUGUUUUGAUGUGACUUUGCUGUGGAAAGCAACUCCCUUUGCUUUGUCUUAUGUCUGUAGGUUUUUAGUUUUACUGCUCAAGAGUUUAAUUUCACUUCAUUUUGGUUUUGGAAGAAACUAAACAUGAGGAUUCAGUUUUAAACACUUCACUGCUAAUGACUCAUAAUGUUCAUGAUAUCAAGAAUUAUUAAUUAGAAACUCAUGCAAACUGUGAUAUAUUUUGGUUACAAACCUGACCUGUUUUUCUUCAAAUGAUUAUUUUGAUGAUAAAUACAACAGAUUUGCUGAUAUUUGUGAGAAGAAUACAGUGUGAUCGCAUUCUCUUCUAUGGUAUGAGUAGUGUCUCUCAUUAAAUAUGACUGAACACAUUCAGCAACAAAAUUAUUUGUGAUAUUAGUGGAUCCUUGGAAUUUGAUUUGAAUGGAUUGCUGUAUUAGUGACAUGUAAAUGAGAAUGUGAUGCGUUGAAAUAUAAAGUGGCCAAACUCUGUUCAAUACAUUUCUUAUGUUAAAUUCACAGAUGAGUGAACACUGUGUGUGUUUAUGCUGUUGCUGAUUACCACCAGGAGGGAAAAAAAACAAAAUACAGAGAAAACUGAAGUGAAGCAUUUUCUAGUCUCACAGGUCUUUGGGAGAACAUAUAGUUCAGGGAAAUCAUGUUUUUAAAGAACUCUUCAUACAGUAAAGGUGAUACACGGCCUGUUCAUGGAAGAUUAAUUAAUUUAUUGUUUCAAAUCUAACACACAGAUGAAGUGAGAAGUCAUCUUAUUCUCUCUGCCCAUUUUGUCUACGUUAAUGCCCCUAUUCUAAUCCAACUUCUCUAGAUAUCCUGCUGUUUACUUCAUUUUCUGAGCUCGGAUGUGUCCCAGGGUUUUGGUUUUGUUAAUGGCGUAGGCCGCAGCGAGCUGCUUAUCACAACAUGGAUCGAUUCAUCUUUUGCAACAUGAAGAAUAAACUCAUUCGCUUGGUAAUACUUUGUUUGUAAAUUGUUUAUUGAAUGGCCAAGACAGUCAACGGAUCGAGAAAUCCCGAGUUAUAUACUGUAAUCUUGUGUACUAGAACAUGCUAGCUAGUUUUCAGUCAGCGGCUAAUAAAACAAGCAGGGAAACGACAGAACGGACAGUUACCGUGAAAGCAAACACUGCGCUAAGAACCGAACAAAGACUGGAAAAGGCCGGAUCAAACCGGUCACGACACACGGGUCUGAGUAGAGAGUAGAUGACAGAAGUUUCUCGAACUUUCUUCCCCGUCCUCCGUCGCUUCUGGGACCCGCGCGAUGUUUUUCCUCGAUAAUAAUAACACGUCGCUAGAUUGAUUUGUUGUAUAACAACUUAAAAGUAUAUUGUAAAACAA